Molecule: messenger RNA, 2844 nt
Organism: Cajanus cajan (pigeon pea)
Lineage: Eukaryota; Viridiplantae; Streptophyta; Magnoliopsida; Fabales; Fabaceae
Product: protein CYTOSOLIC ABA RECEPTOR KINASE 9
Biological process (GO): protein phosphorylation
Molecular function (GO): ATP binding; protein kinase activity
Source: RefSeq, a predicted model, not a curated record
AAACCGCUGAAAACCAUCACUCGAUUUAUUUAUUUAUAUUAAAAAGGGAAAACCCACCCUUUGGACUCCCCAGUGGAAUAACGACAUUUCCGCUGGCAAUCGCGGUUCUCCGAUUCGACUCAGCUAUGGCGAGCUUGACUCGGAGCUCACUAUCUCAACCCGGAACUGUAUCACCAUCGAUCAAAUUUCCGGGUUUGGAUCCACCUUUCUUUUCACUUAAUGACGUUCCUUGCUCCUAGUGUUGCUUCAGCCACUUCUCGCCGUUGAUUUCGUCAAAAUCCCGUAGAUCUGAGACGUUCGGGGCAAUCAACGGCGUCGGUCAUGUCAAUCGGUAUAUUGAAAAAUGUUCAAGGCUUGGUGCUGAAAUGGAUGCUUACAUUAUCUUGCCUGGUAUUUACGAUUGAGUCUGGUGCAAAUGAUAAAACAAUGGAGCCCAUUUCUUUAUAUGAUUCUAGAUCACCUUUGGCCUUUGUUGUUGUUCAUGAUCUACCUCUACCAACAAAUCUCCAUGUGUCAAAGCACGUGCUUUCUCGUGGUGUACCAAUUGCAGCACUGUCACCGGUCAAUCCUCCUUCAUAUGGUCAUUUCACAAGUAAUGACCAAUCCCCUACAAGUUCCCAUUUAUCCGUACCAUUCAAGAAGAAGAGUGAAAUGAAACCUCCAAUCUCUGGCUUUAAAGAUAUUUCCCCUGUGCAUUCUAUUGCAGCUGCAGGCCCUUCCGCUUCGGCUGAGCCACCAUUGUCUCCAUAUGCUUCUAAUUGUUGUAAACAAGACAUGGUGCUGAAAAGAGGCAGUAAGAAUUGCCACUGUGCAUAUCCCAUAAAGCUAGACCUUUUUCUUAUGAAUGUCUCUCAAAACCCUAAUUGGAAUGUUUUUCUUGAUGAAUUAGCUGCCCAGCUUGGGUUGCGAAAUACCCAGAUUGAACUGAUAAACUUUUAUGUACUCACCAUAUCAACUUUAAAUAUAUCAAUGAAUAUUACUCCACAUAAAGGCAUCAGUUUCUCUGCCAAUGAAGUUUCUAAAAUAAACUCUACGCUUUCAAUGCAUAAGGUUCAACUAGACCCUGGAUUAGUGGGUGGAUACAAACUUCUCAACAUAACGUGGUUUGAACCUCCGCCGCCUUCUCAAGCUCCUACUUUAGCUGCAUCACCUGUGAAAACACCUUUGUAUCAUUCACCUACUGCAACAUCAUCGAGUUCUCCAGAAAGAGGAAGGGAUUCAAAUUUGUUUCUUAUUCUUGGAAUUGCUAUUGGCAUAUUCUUCAUUGCUAUUGUAUCCAUACUUGUAUUUUGUUUAUGUACAUACCUGCCAAAAGCGAACACACCUCCCAUAGAAACUGAAAAGCCAAGGACAGAGAGUGCAAUUUCAACUGUGGGUUCUCUUCCCCACCCAACUAGUACACGGUUUAUUGCUUUUGAAGAGCUUAAAGAAGCAACAAACAAUUUUGAACCAGCGAGCGUACUUGGAGAAGGAGGGUUUGGUAGAGUUUUUAAAGGCAUCUUAAACGAUGGUACUCCUGUAGCAAUUAAGAGGCUUACAAGUGGAGGGCAACAGGGUGACAAGGAGUUUUUGGUUGAGGUUGAGAUGCUUAGCCGGUUGCAUCAUCGCAACCUUGUAAAACUAGUGGGAUACUAUAGUAAUCGUGACUCAUCACAGAAUUUACUUUGCUAUGAGCUUGUCCCUAAUGGAAGCUUGGAGGCUUGGCUUCAUGGUCCCUUGGGAAUCAGUUGUCCUUUGGAUUGGGACACCAGAAUGAAGAUUGCCCUAGAUGCUGCAAGGGGACUUUCAUACCUGCAUGAAGACUCUCAGCCCUGUGUAAUACAUAGAGACUUCAAGGCAUCCAACAUAUUGCUUGAGAACAACUUUCAUGCUAAGGUUGCAGAUUUUGGUCUUGCUAAGCAAGCACCUGAAGGCAGAUCUAAUUAUUUGUCUACUCGUGUCAUGGGGACAUUUGGGUACGUAGCUCCUGAAUAUGCCAUGACUGGACACCUGCUUGUUAAAAGUGAUGUUUAUAGCUAUGGUGUUGUCUUGCUGGAACUGCUUACUGGUAGGAAGCCUGUGGACAUGUCACAGCCAACUGGACAAGAGAACCUUGUUACUUGGGCUAGGCCAAUCCUUAGAGAUAAGGAACGGCUGGAAGAGAUUGCUGAUCCAAAACUUGGGGGAAAGUAUCCGGUGGAAGAUUUUGUACGUGUUUGCACUAUUGCUGCAGCCUGUGUUGCUCCCGAAGCAAAUCAAAGACCCACAAUGGGUGAAGUGGUGCAGUCACUUAAAAUGGUGCAGCGCAUCACAGAAUACCAUGAUUCUGUGUCAGCCUCAUCCAAUACACGACCCAACCUGAGACAGUCCUCUAGCACUUUUGAAUUUGAUGGGACAUCUUCAAUGUUCUCUUCGGGUCCUUACUCUGGUCUAAGUGCCUUUGACAAUGACAACAUUUCUAGGACUGUGGUUUUCUCUGAGGAUCUUUGUGAAGGACGAUGAAUCCUGAGAAAACGUGAGCCAUUCAUAAUGGUUUUAUUUUUCCCCAUUCUUUUUGGAGGCACUUUCAAGCUUUGAAUCAGAAGUUUUUAACCUCAUGAUUUGAAUUUUGAACCACUUUCAAUCAUAAGCCAUGGAAUUUUCCAAAAAGAUUUAUUUGAGCAUUUUGUUGGUGAGUGGGUGGGGGCAAUAUGACUGUAAUAAGUAGUAGAUUAGUUAUUAAAAUUUUAAAAGAUGAUUAGGAGGGUAGUAGCUUGUAUAAAUAGAACAAAAUUUGCCAAACGGCUCACUAGUUUUAUUUAUAAACUUUUGAGAUCACCUGUAUUCUUCGAUUGUGUGCUAAUUGAUUACUUGUAGACAGGAGGA